CAACUCCCAAGCAGGUGAAUCCCAAAUGGGCCUAGGCCUUCGUACUUCUCAUAGUGUACUUUCUAACUUGGUGAUGGCUCUACAUCAACUGUCUCUGCUAGUAUUGGGUCCAAACUUUAUCUACAGUCUUGCUACCUUUUACUAG
This is a messenger RNA of Ambispora leptoticha, 145 nucleotides long. The record is from the annotation of a GenBank genome assembly. Lineage: Eukaryota; Fungi; Glomeromycota; Glomeromycetes; Archaeosporales; Ambisporaceae.